AUGCUGUUGUAUGCAGAUGAUAUCGUUUGUAUAGCUAAGACAGAGGAAGAUCUACAACGUAUUUUAGACACGUUACGUGAUUGGUGUAGACGUUGGCGCGUACUCAUUAACACUGAAAAAUCUAAGUGUGUUCACUUCCGCCGAGGCCGCGCUGCAUGCACAGACUUUUCAUUCAGGAUUGGUGAAAACGUGUUAGAGCUUGUAGAUAGUUACAAAUAUCUUGGUGUAACUUUCCAUUGCAAGGGUGACUUCUCAUCAAAUGCCGACAUUCUCGCAAAAAGCGCUGGAAGGGCCCUUGGCAAAACUAUUGCAAAGGUUCGAGACCUAAAGCACUUUGGUUUUAAUACAUUUGAAAAACUAUUUGAUUCAUGCGUUGUGCCAAUUAUGAAUUACUGUUCGAGCGUGUGGGGUUACAGAAAAUACCAAGUUAUGGAGAAUGUGCAGCAUCGUGCGAUCAGGUACUAUCUUGGUGUCCACAGAUUUGCACCUAUACUUGCAAUUACUGGUGACAUUGAAUGGGUUCCCACCAACUACAGGCGAUGGUUAAACAUGUUACGAAUGUGGAAUAGGCUCGUAUCGCUCGAUGACAAUAGAAUAACAAAACAAGUCUUCAAUGUGGACUAUAGCCAUUGUCAAAAUAACUGGUGUAGCGAAAUGAAAGAUAUUAUGUCGAAAAUUGGAAUGAAUGAUAACUUUAUAAACCGCCAACCAAUUAAUUUAGCAACAGCUAAACAUUCUAUUAUUGAACACCACAAAACUGACUAG
This is a messenger RNA of Ruditapes philippinarum (Manila clam), 765 nucleotides long. RefSeq lists its product as uncharacterized. The coding region runs from base 1 to 765 and encodes 254 amino acids. The transcript has a single exon. NCBI's taxonomy places the organism in Eukaryota, Metazoa, Mollusca, Bivalvia, Venerida, Veneridae. The record is from RefSeq and is a predicted model, not a curated record.